UACUAGUUAUCCUUGCCUGCUUCACAGCGGUGCAUGUAGCUAUCUGCUCAGAACUACACGGAUCAAAUUGUUGCUAGCAUAUUUACCAUUUUCAAAACAUUAUUAGCAUAUUACUUAGAUACGAAGUUUAAAUAUUCUGCGGAAGUCAACCGAUCUCUGUUUAGUUUUCGCAAACGUUUGAAAAUGUUGAGCAGUGUUUCUCUCCGGGCUCAGAUCGCUUCCAUCAUAGAGGUACUUUCUAAAGCUGCGGUUUCAGAAAUUAGCAAAGUAGUCGACGAUGGCAUAGUUGUGUUACGUGUGGAAAUGUGUCGACGGGAAAAUGAAAUCAACGUCCUGAAAAAGAAUGUACAACAACUUGACAGCGAGCUUCGAAGAGCUCGAGGGAUUCAACCUCGAAAACGCAUCCAUCAUGGUCAAACAGUCGCUGCUGAGAAUCUUGGGAGAAAAGGGCCUGGUAAAAAUGGUACCACUUGUGUGAGGAGGACCUCAGUUGAGAAGCUGCAGCCUGAGGGAGACGGCAAUGGAAAGGAUGAAGGCGUUGGACCUGCGGAUGAGACUCUGGUCAAGAUUGAGCCGGGAGGGGAGGGUGAACAGGAAGAGCAGACUACAAGGAGAAAAGACGAGGAUCGUCUUGAUGUUGAACUGUCAACGUACGAGAGAGACAGCCAGCCGUGGAUGCCCGGUACACAAGAAGACAAUGAUAUGGAGACAAACUCACUGUGUCUCCCUGAUCACUCUCCUGAACCUUCCGGAAUGACGGCAGCUUCAUGCAGCAGUGUUUCAUUUCCAGGGAAACCAUAUUUGGAGUCAAAUGUCAGAGAGGAUAUGAUUUUACAACUCAGACAGCAACAACGUUAUAGGCAGUCAGAAGCGCUCAGGAGAACAAGCGACGGCACGGUAAAGUCAAACCCAGACCCUCAAAGUGAAUUCGGUUUUGGCCCGAAUUACAAUACGGCAAGGAGAGCGAGGACCAAGAGAUUUUUCCAGGUUAAUAAACACUUCAUUUGCACACUGUGUGGAAAGAGUUUUGAACGUUACAGCCAUCUUGAAAGACAUCUGCGAAUUCAUACGGGUGAGAAACCGUAUAGCUGUGACAUAUGUGGAAGGUGUUUCAACCAGAAGGGUAGCCUCAAAGGACAUCUGAAGACUCACAGAGUAUCGAUGGACGGACUAGCUAACAACGAAGAGAAGCCUCUCCUGGAUGGACGUCAGUCUGAGGAAGAGCGUUGCAACGGAAAGUACGAAGUGUUCCAAACUGCUCCUCAGAUGCCCAUGAAGUCUGAGCCAGGGGAGGAGAAGGAUGCAUUCCAGACACUAGAUCAUAAAGCAGGAGAACAGACUGCAGGGAGAGCAGAACAGCAACUGGAUGAUGACUUGUCAACGUACGAGAGAGACGGCCGGCCGUGGAUGUCCAGUUCACAUGCAGACAACGAUAUGGAGACGAGUAAUUCAGAAUAUUUCAUCAGUUCAGGUCAGAACUCCAAGUGUUUCACUGAUCACUCUCCUGUACCUCCCAGUUCAGGUCAGAACUCCCAGUGUCUCACUGAUCACUCUCCUGUACUUCCUGUCCCAGGAAGGGUGGAGGCGUCAUGUAGCAGUGCUUCAUCUCCAGGGAAACCAUAUGUAGAUGUCAGCGAGGAUAUGAUUUUACAGCUCAGACAGCAACAUUAUGGACCUUCAGACACACUCUUGAUAGCAAGUGACGGUACAGUACAGCCAAACUCGCAGGUCACGGACGGGGCUUCUCUGAACCAUCCUCCCAUCUUCUCCAGUUUUCCGGAAAGGAAGUUGAAAACCUUCCAAGGAGUCACCAAGGACAAGAAGUGCUUCAUCUGCUCAUUCUGUGGGAAGGUUUUUGAGCGUGUUGGUCAUCUGGAAAGGCACCAGCGAAUUCAUACGGGUGAGAAACCGUAUAGUUGUGACAUAUGUGGAAGGUGUUUCAACCAGAAGGGUAGCCUCAAAGGACAUCUGAAGACUCACAGAGACGGCGCUGACAUGCUAACGGGUCUACCUCCGCUAGAUGAUAAAAAGCCUGACGUUUAUCCUAGACCCUCGGAGAACCCAGGGGAACUGAGGGAUCAGCCCUCAUCUGCUGAAGCACAGCCUAGCUCCGGGCACAGUGAGGAGGAGGAGGGCAGGGGGCAGGGGUUGGUGGGGGGCGCAGAGAAAGAGAAGCAGUUUGAAUCCCAGAUACUCAGUCAGUCAGGACCUCAACACCAACAAAGCACAGAGCGACCAGGUUACCAGGACGACCCAGAGUAUGUCAUGGAUGAGAGGGAGAGUCAGCUGUGUAGAUCUUUCACAGAGAGGCACAGUGAUAUGGAGUCUGGAUCACUAAAUCCAGGUUGCUCCUUCGAUGCGACAAAGCAGCAGAACUCCCAUCCUGUUUCACCCAGUGUCAAAUACCAUCACAGUCCUUUUGAUGGACUGCACCACCACCACGGGUUCUAUACGUCAGCUUCUAGAGAGGUGGAACUUCAACACUUGUCUUUUCAGGAUGAGAAAGACAAGUUGGAUGUGAUUGAGCAAGAGCAGUAUGCAGGGGUGGUUCUACAUGCAAGGAACAGGGAGGAUGGUGAUGGAACAGUACUACCUAGGUUUCAGGACCGGGUACCACCGUCACCACUACCUGUAGAGGAGGAAACUGCAAUGAGAGCGUACAUCACAGAACCAAACUACAGUCAAGAGGGGAUUUUAUUUGCCCUUGGCAUAGACAGUUUUGACAGUACAGAGGGAACCAGUGCCACUACAGACGACACAAGAAAUAGAUGUUUCAUAUGCUCCUUUUGUGGAAAGAGUUUUGAUCGCCAUAGUCAUUUUGAAAGACACCUGCACACUCAUACUGGUGAGAAGCCCUACAGCUGUGAGAUAUGUGGUAAGACUUUCACCCAGAAGAGCAGCCUGAAAGCUCAUCAGAGACUUCAUACAGGUUAAUCAAGGGCCAAAGCGUAUUUGUUUGCAUUUCAAAUGGCACCCUAUUCCCUAUACAGUUGCAAGAAACAGUAUGUGAACCCUUUGGAAUUACCUGGAUUAGGGUCAUAAAAUGUUACCUGAUCUUCAUCUAAGUCACAACAAUAGACACACAGUCUGCUUAAACUAAUAAUACACAAAUUAUUGUAUUUUUCUUGUCUAUAUUGAAUACAUAAUUUAAACAUUCACAGUGUAGGUUGGUAAAAGUAUGUGAACCCCGAGGCUAAUGACUUCUCCAAAAGCUCAUUGGAGUCAGGAGUCAGCUAACCUGGAGUCCAAUCAACGAGACGAGAUUGGAGAUGUUGGUUAGAGCUCCUCUGCCAUUCUGCUAUUCACUAGAAGCUGUCAACCACGCCUCGAACAAACAACAUCUCAGAAGACCUAAGAUUAAGAAUAGUUGACUUGCAUAAAGCUGGAAAGGGGUACAAAAGUAUCUCUAAAAGCCUUGAUGUUCAUCAGUCCACGGUAAGACAAAUUAUCUAUAAAUGGAGAAAGUUCAGCACUGUUGCUACUAGAGGUCGACCGAUUAAUCGGAAUGGCAGAUUAAUUAGGGCAGAUUUCAAGUUUUCAUAACAAUCAGUAAUCUGCAUUUUUUUGACACCGAUAAUGGCAGAUUACAUUGUACUCCACGGGGAGACUGCUUGACGGCUGACUACGUGUUAUGCGAGUGCAGCAAGGAGCCAAGGUAAGGUGCUAGCUAGCAUUAAAUUUAUCUUAUAAAAAACAAUCAAUCUUAACAUAAUCCCUAGUUAACUCCACAUGGUUGAUGAUAUUACUAGUUUAUCUAGCUUGUCCUGCGUUGCAUAUAAUUGAUGCGCUGCCUGUUAAUUUAACAUUGAAUCACAGCCUACUGUUCCAAAUGGGUGAUUUAACAAGCGCAUUCGUGAAAAAAGCACUGUCGUUGCACCAAUGUGUACCUAACCAUAAACAUCAAUGCCUUUUAAAAUCAAUACACAAGUAUAUAUUUUUAAACCGGAAAUAUUUAGUUAAUACUGCCUGCUAACAUGAAUUUCUUUUAACUAGGGAAAUUGUGUCACUUCUCUUGCGUUCUGUGCAACAGAGUCGGGGUAUAUGCAGCAGUUUGGGCCACCUGGCUCGUUGCGAACUGUGUGAAGACCAUUUCUUCCUAACAAAGACAGCCAACUUCGCCAAACGGGGAUGAUCUAACAAAAGCGCAUUUGCAAAAAUCACAAUCGUUGCACAAAUGUACCUAACCAUAAACAUCAAUGCCUUUCUUAAAACCAAUACACAGAACUAUAUAUUUUUUUAUCUGCAUAUUUAGUUAAAAGAAAAUGGCAAAUUGUCACUUCUCUUGCGUUUAUUGCACUCAGAGUCAAGGUAUAUGCAACAGUUUGGGCCGCCUGGCUCAUUGCGAACUAAUUUGCCAGAAUUGUACUUAAUUAUGACAUAACAUUGAAAGUUGUGCAAUGUAACAGCAAUAUUUACACUUAUGGAUGCCACCCAUUUAGAUAAAAUACGGAACGGUUCCGUAUUUCCCUGAAAGAAUAAACGUUUUGUUUUAUAAAUGAUAGUUUCCGGAUUUGACCAUAUUAAUGACCUAAGGCUCGUAUUUCUGUGUGUUAUAUUAUAAUUAAGUCUAUGAUUUGAUAGAGCAGUCUGACUGAGUGAUGGUAGGUUGCAGCAGGCUCGUAAGUAUUCAUUCAAACAGCACUUUCCUGCAUUUGCCAGCAGCUCUUCUCUGUGCUUCAAGCAUUGAGCUGUUUAUGACUUCAAGCCUAUCAACUCCUGAGAUUAGGCUGGCAAUACUAAAGUACCUAUUAGGACAUCCAAUAGUCAAAGGUAUAUGAAAUACAAAUGGUAUAGAGAGAAAUAGUCCUAUAAUUCCUAUAAUAACUACAACCUAAAACGUCUUAUCUGGGAAUAUUGAAGACUCAUGUUAAAAGGAACCACCAGCUUUCAUAUGUUCUGAGCAAGGAACUGAAACGUUAGCUUUUUUACAUGGCACAUAUUGCACUUUUACUUCCUUCUCCAAAACUUUGUUUUUGCAUUAUUUAAACUAAAUUGAACAUGUUUCAUUAUUUAUUUGAUACUUAAUUGAUUUUAUUGAUCUAUUAAAAUAAGUGUUCAUUCAGUAUAGUUGUAAUUGUCAUUAUUUUAUAUAUAUAUAUAAAAAUUGUCAGAUUAAUCGAUAUCAGCUUUUUUGGUCCUCCAAUAAUCUGUAUCGGCAUUGAAAAAUCAUAAUCGGUCGACCUCUAGUUGCUACUCUCCCUAAGAGAGUGGCUGUCCCUGCAAAGAUUACUGCAAGAGCACAGUGCAUAAUGCUCAAUGAGGUUAAGAAGAAUCCUAGAGUGUCAGCUGAAGACUCUGGAACAUGAUAACAUCUGAGUCUACGAUAUGUAAAACGCUAAGCAAGAAUGGUGUUCAUGGGAGGACACCACGGAAGAAGCCACUGCUGUCCAAAAAAAAACAUUUUUGCAAAAGAGAACCUGGAUGUUCCACAGCGAUACUGGCAACAUAUUCUGUGGACAGAUGAAACUGCAUUUGAGUUGUUUGGAAGGAACACAACACUAUGUGUGGAGAAAAAAGGCACAGCACACCAACAUCAAAACCUCAUCCCAACUGUAAAGUAUGGUGGAGGGAGCAUCAUGGUUUGGGGCUGCUUUGCUGCCUCAGGGCCUGGACAACUUAAACUUGCAAAAUCAUUUUUCUGUUGAUCAAUACAUUAUGCAGGAGAAUGUUAGGCUAUCUGUCUGCCAAUUGAAGCUCAACAGAAGUUGGGUGAUGCAACAGGACAAUGACCCAAAACAACAGAAUGGCUUCAACAGAAGAAAAUACACCUGGAGUAGCUCAGUCAGUCCUGACCUCAACCCGAUUUGAGAUGCUGUGGCAUGACCUCGUGUGUGGUUCACACCAGACAUCCCAAGAAUAUUGCUGAACUGAAACAGUUUUGUAAAGAGGAAUGGUCUAAAAUGACUCCUGACCGUUGUGCAGGUCUGAUCCGCAACUACAUACAAUGUUUUGUUGCCAAAGGAGGGUCAACCUGUUAUUAAAUCCAAGGGUUCACAUACUUUUUCCACCUUGCACUGUGAAUGUUUACACAGCGUGUUCAAUAAAGACAUGAAAACAUAUCAUUUUUUGUGUGUUAGUUGAAGCUGACUGUUUGUCCUCUUGUUGUGACUUAGAUGAAGAUCAGAUAACAUUUGAUGACCAAUUUAUGCAGAAGUCCAGGUAGUUCCAAAAGGGUUCACAUACUUUUUCUUGCCACUGUAGUACACUACCACUGUAGUACACUACCACUGUAGUACACUACCACUGUAGUACACUAUCUUUGACCAGAGACCAAAGUAGUGUACUAUGUAAGAAAUGGAUUAUAAUUUGGGAUGCACCCUAAAUGAAAGUUGUUUCGUCCUCAUCAAAACCGGUUAAUGAGUAUGGGACAUUUGGCUGCUAUUGGUAACAGUUUAGAAGUCCAACUAAAUUGUGAUAAGAUGUCAUAUUUGUUUCCAAUACAUUUUGUGUGUUUAAAAAAAAAAAAAAUCCUUUAUUGAACAAAGUCAAGUCAGUUAAGAACAAAGUCUUAUUUACAAUGACAGCCUACCCCGGCCAAACCUGGACGACGCUGGGCCAAUGGGAGUCCUAUGGGACUCCCAAUCACGGCCGGAUGUGAUGCAGCCUGGAUUCGAACCAGGGACUGUAGUGACACCUCUUGCACUGAGAUGCAGGGCCUUAGACUGCUGCACCACUCGGGAGCCCAAAGGAUGUUAAAGAUAUUCAAAUGCUGGGGCUAUGGAAAAAUGAACAUUUUUAGUAGUUCUUAGUUUAUAAAGUUGUCAUCAGGUAUCUCUCCAAUAAUGUAUAUAGAAGGGAGGGGGGGGAAAAAGGUGUUUUUAAGGAAAAACUAUUUAAUUAUUCAACGUUUUACUUUUCUUCCUGCAUCAAACGUAUGGAUCAAUGAUCCAAUUUAACAUGUGGGCUACAUAUCUAUUUGUUUUGUAUGAAGACGUUGAUGGUAGGGUUGUUUAUUACUCAAUGGGUAUGUUUACAUGCACAGUAAUAAUUCAAUAUUAAACUGAUUAUGUAAGUAAGCAUAUUAUGCAAUAGUCAUGUAAGCAGAGUAAGGCGUUUUAUCUUAAUCGGCGUAAGGUCAAAAUUGAAGGCAUACGCCGAUUAAAACACCUGGUUUUCUGAGUAAUCUUUCUAAUUAUUAGAACGCCUUAAAAGGAUCGGACCCUUUUAUUUUCAUUUUUUUUUGCCUAAAAUGACAUACCCAAAUCUAACUCCCUUUAUUUAGCUCAGUACCUGAAGCAAGGAUAUGCAAAUUCCUAAUAACAAGUUUGUGGAAAUGUGAAAUGAAUGAAGGAGAAUAUAACACAUUAGAUCUGGUAAAAGAUAAUACAAAGAAAAACUUUUCUAUUUUUAUUUUUUGUUCCAUCUUUGAAAUGCAAGAGAGAGGCCAUUAUAUCACUUAGCAGUGUAGGAGAAAUUUAGAUUUUGGCCACUAGAUGGGAGCAGUGUAUGUGCAAAGUUUUAAACUGAUCCAAUGAACCAUUGCAUUACUGUUCACAAUGUUGUAUCAAGUCUGCCCAACUGUGCCGAAUUGGUCAAUUGAUACAUUUUCAAGUGCAUAACUAUAGACAACAUACAAAAAUGUUAUGGUAAUACGAAAUUUAAGUUUACACACUCCCAGGAAUGUCAUAAAUGAAGGAUAAUUAGCUUCCCUACAGAAACACUAACCUUCACACAUCUAGAUGGUGGGGAACCCAGUUCCUACAUUUGAAUAUAAAAACGGAUUUUAUCAAACAGAACUAUACUACAUUUGAUCUCUGGGACCCUCAGGGUGACAUAUCAGAGCAAGAUUACUGAAUGUAAGUACAUUAUUUACCUUCAGAGGUGAAUGUAUCAAACCAGUUGCCGUGAUUAAUAGUUUUGUUGUUGUGCACUCUCCUCAAACAAUAGCAUGAUAUUUUUCACUGUAAUAGCUACUGUAAAUUGGACGGUGCAGUUAGAUUAACAAGAAUUUAAGCUUUCUGACCAUAUAAGACAUGUCUAUGUCCUGGGAAAUCUUCUUGUUACUUAUGUCAUGCUAAUCAUAUUAGCGCACGUUAGCUCAACCGGACAUGCAUCAGUCAUUUCAAAGCUCACUACAUUGAAUUACACAAUUUCCAAGCCCAUUUCAUAGAGAAUGUUACAAAACUGUACUUCAUUUAGUAACUUACUUUGAAGAGAUGAGGAUUGGGUCUAAAUAGGGUUUUGGUGUUUGGUACUCUUAAUUCAGUAUACUCCUCUUUAACUGCCAUUUCCUGAAAGUCAGACUUACCACAUGCCAACUCCUUUUCAGCAGCAUCAGCAUUCACCACUUUGUUUGGUUAUCCUUAGAUCUAUUAUCCAGACUUGCCCAGAGGGAAUUGUUGAUAUGCUGUACAUGUUUUAUUCUAGGUAACAUUUUAUUUGUAAAAAUGUAAAUAUCUUUAUUUUACUGAUAGAAAGAUGAAGAAAAAAAAUAUUUAUCCACAAUCUGCUCUGGACAAGUCUGGUGCUGGACUGUCUUAAAAUUAAAUUAAAAUAUUUAGGCUGACUUCAAUUCAGUGUCCAGAAAAAUUUAUUUAUGUUGUAUGUGCAUAUUUAAUUAUGUAUAGCCUCAUUUGCAUAUUAGUAAAAAAAAACAUUUGGCUACAUUCAACUAGUAAAAGUUGUUUUAAGUGUAAAAAAAUACAUCUCUGUUAGGGUGUGGUUCCUGGACUUAAUCAGCAUUCUACCUGUGUAUUUGAUCUGCACAUGUGCUUGCGCCAGCCGAGCGAGCCUCACUCUUUAGUGCGAGUGAAGUGAGUUCAGAACAACGGGUCUUAGAAGUAGUUUUCACAAACUUUUAUAUGUCUGAACUCUAAUCAAAUAUGCCUCACAAAAAUAACAUGGUCACUGUGGUAGAAUGUUUAUUUUAGUUGGCAAUUUUCUGCAUUUAUCAGUGCCAUCGGGUAGCCUGAUUUGAAGAUGUCCAUGUAAACAAGAUUAUUAGGGAAAUGGCUCUUCUUGCAAAGCAUGUAAACGUUUUAAUCAAAUUAUUAUAUUAAUCAGACGAUUCACAAUCGCAUUAUUGUGUGCAUGUAACCGUACUCGUUGAGUAGUUCAAAUGCUAGAUUUCCUAUGUUCAAAAACGCACUCUUAAAUUUGCUUUGUUGUUUCGUAUCUGCUGGUGUAUUCUUUAAUAAAUGUAAAAUUCUGAAUGCAAA
Oncorhynchus nerka (sockeye salmon) is the source of this 9158-nucleotide messenger RNA. RefSeq names its product ras-responsive element-binding protein 1-like. The coding region runs from base 184 to 2934 and encodes 916 amino acids. The record is from RefSeq and is a predicted model, not a curated record. The transcript has 4 exons. Gene Ontology annotation, molecular function: DNA-binding transcription factor activity, RNA polymerase II-specific; RNA polymerase II cis-regulatory region sequence-specific DNA binding. NCBI's taxonomy places the organism in Eukaryota, Metazoa, Chordata, Actinopteri, Salmoniformes, Salmonidae. Gene Ontology annotation, biological process: regulation of transcription by RNA polymerase II.